AUUGCUUUCACUUUUCAAUUUGGCAAUUUUUUGUAUUAUAAUGGUAUAAUAUUUAAUUAUUAAACUUUAUUUUGUAAAUGACCUCAACUUCUUUAUUCCGAGGAGAGCUUCUUUUAACACCAGAAGAAGCCAAUGAUUUUAACAAGAAUCUUGAAAAUGCCUGUUUGGAUAUAUACGGUCUUAAUUCACAGUUUAUUCCCUGGAGAGUUUCCCCAAUUGACCAGCCGAUCAGAGCCCAUACGCCUUCAUCAAUAUCGCUUGCAACAGUCCUAAGGGAACUCGAUGCCACAAUUGAUCCCGCCGAGAUCAUAAAACAACCACUCAACAGAAGAUCAAGUUUUAAGGUAGAAACUUCACCGUCGCCUCGGCCUACGACACCGCCGUCGCCUAAAAAAGCGCCUGAGGUUAAACCUGAGGUUAAGAGAAGACCUACGUUUGUCCUGGACGAGAAGAUCGAAUAUGAUAUGGAGUCGGAUUUUUAUAAACUAUUACACCCGCCUGAGGAUAAGCUUAAUGAACUUCCAGAUUGGGCCAGGAGAAUCCAUAAAAUCCUGAAGGAUGUUUGUUAUCAGCCGUGCGUUAAACCCUUUUUGAAGUAUUUUAAAAAUAAAAAGCUUAAUGCCUUAAACUCCACAGAAACUUCGCAAUCUGCGCACAAGAGUAAAAAAUCUGAGAAGUCUGACAAGGGCGAUGACCUUGAUUUUGAUGAUCUUAGUGACGACUUACAUGACAUUCUAAUGGACAUUGACGACGAUGCCAACACCGCAGCCAAGGAUGCUCAAGAUAAGAAGGAGCUUGAUUCUGAGGUUACCACUCCUCAAAACGUUGACAACUACGUUAAAAUUAAUAAUCUCUCAGUUGAAGAUAAUGCAGAUGCCCAUAAAACACAAGAUUUAACACAAAACCAUGACACUAAUAAUGAAAAAGCUAAUAAAGAUUCUCUAGAAUCUACUACACAAUAUGAUACACAACCAAAUCAAUCUACAAAAGAUGAAACACAACCCAACCAAUCUACAACACAAUGUGGCACACAACCAAAUCAAUCUACAAAAGAUGACACACAACUUAAUCAAUCAAAUUCUCAAUCUAAUCCUAAACUGAAUGAUCAAAAGAAUCCUGACCCUGAGGUAAGAUCGGGUAAAGUGGUUGAUAACAAGCCAAAGGAGUUGGAUCUUGAGAACAUUUUAGAAUCAUUGCUGAUGAAUGAGUUUGAGAAUUCCUCAAAGGUUUUCAGCCUAAUAUAUUUGUUUUUGGUUAAACAGUUCAAGGUCAUACCGCCUGGUACUCUUGAAUGGAUGUGUGCUCAGGACAUGUCAAUUAAACUUGAUGAGUUGAGGAUCGCUGAGGGAUUAAUGGACUCCGAGAAACUCCACUCCUUUCCUGAUGAUACUCUUGUUCCCCAGGUUAUACCGCCGCCCCUUGAACCUGCUCCGCCUGAAAUUAAAAAGGCCAGAACCUCCAUGGAGGACUUUGAACAUGAAAUUGCACUAAUUAAUAAAUCCGAUGACUACAACUCCACAAUCUCACUUCCAGAAGUUAAGAAUAUAACUGAUGAGGAGCGGAUGGAGUUUUAUAGUAACGUGACUGAACUGGACCAGGAAUAUCAACUUGAGUUAUUUACGGUGUUUGAACAUGCUGCGGUUUGGAAGAUUGUCGGUAAUGGCGAGAUCGAGUUGGAUGACAGGAACACUGACCCCAAGAUCUACAGGGGAAUGCUGAAGUGGGUGAAGGAGAAGAAGAAAGUAGUGGCGACAACGUUCCAGGAACCCGAGAUUGACCUGUCGCAAAUGACCUCAGAGAUUGCAGUUUAAGUAACAUAUACUCUAAUUUGCUACAUUAGUC
This is a messenger RNA of Theileria parva strain Muguga, 1842 nucleotides long. RefSeq lists its product as uncharacterized. NCBI's taxonomy places the organism in Eukaryota, Apicomplexa, Aconoidasida, Piroplasmida, Theileriidae. The transcript is spliced from 7 exons. The record is from RefSeq and is a predicted model, not a curated record. The coding region runs from base 78 to 1811 and encodes 577 amino acids.